AUGAAGCGCUCUUCCGACCGCCAAAUCACCAAAGAUGACGCCGAAGCUGGCACUCUUGAUGGAGCAAACGAGGACGCCCGCCCCUUCCAGAAGGCUCCACCAGACGUCCUUGCCAAGCGCCGCAUACUCAAAGCCCGUAGAACUCUACCCGCCGAUGCAACGAACGAAGAAAAUGCACCUAAUCCCUUUGCAGCCAUUUCCACGGGCCCGGCACCGCCCGCAGCGGACGCACAGAUCACUAGUCCCGCCCCCUGUAAACCCACCAAUGAUAAACCCGCCGUGACGGAAGAGGAGAAGACUGAGAAGCCGCUGGAAACUCCUGCAGCUAUUCCCACACCAAAAAUUGAAGAAACAGAUAGACCUGCGGAUGGAAAUGCAAAACCAUUCGAGCCCUCCCCAGAAGCUCCGAAAACUGACAACGGAAAAUCAUCGGCGCCGCCGCCAGAGAAACCUUCACAAGGGUCUGCAGAUGAAAAAGCCCCUGAAACUAGUCCUCAAAAAUCAUCUCAAGCUGCAGAGAAACCAGCCGACGUUGCGCCUCCCAUCGACAAAGGAUCACAAGCCGGCGAACAUUUGGCGAAGAGUGAAGCUACAGGUAGAGCUCCUGAGGAGCCGAGCUCCAAGGUCGCCGACACACCUCAAGUCAACUCUGCCCCAGCAUCGGCUAACGACGCGAAACAGACUGGUGAAGGCACAGCGGAUAGCGCCGCCAAAUAUGUGGAAAGAGAGGUACCAUCGCCACCAGAUUCUUCCAAAGCCACCAGCGCUGCAGCACCCACCCCAUCAAUGCAUGCCAAUGGCAAGGCUCCAGCGGCCCCUAUCACCUUCGGAAACCUUUCCGGGGCACCGGUACUGACAUUUGCAAACGCAGCGGCUGCCAGCAAAGGAAUGUUUAAUAUCGCACCCGUCGCAACUGCACCCCCACCUCCGCCUGCACCGGUAAAAGAAUUCAAGGAAGCGCCCGUACAAACUGGUGAGGAGGGCGAUGAGGAGCUAUUCCGAGAACGAGCAAAGCUAUACGAAUUGCAAACAGGAGAGAAAGGCACACGUAGCUGGAAGGAAAAAGGCGUCGGUCAUUUGAAGGUCAAUCGCGAUAUUGAAACCAAAAAGGCACGUUUGGUUAUGCGUACCGAAGCAACUCUCAAGGUUAUUCUGAACAGCCCAAUCUUUGAGGGUUUCAGGUUUGAUCGCGCGACGCCAAGGUCGCUGAGAUUCCUGGGAUAUGACGCCAAGGAUAUAAACAAGCGCCUAACAUUCUUGGCGAGGUUUGACAGUGUUGUGGCUUCUAAUUCACUUAUAGAGGUAAUCGAGAGCACACAAAGGACUGCAGCUAACAACAAAAGCGAAGACUGAUUCGCGUUUACCGAUGUUGCAGUGCGCUCUACUGCACCAGCUGCUGUCGAGACAAGUCUACAUAUAUCAUCUGUUUUAAUCCGAUGGCGGCGACCUGUAUAGUUGUCGUAGCUAGUUUACCUCUUGCUUGGUGUUAGUAGUCUUUGCUCUCUUGAAAAACGCACAACUAAUCGCUUUGCGAAUAAUAGGGAGCGACGCGAGACGAAAAUUAAAGGCAUCGCCCGCUGCAAAAUAUGUUAGCGUGGCGCUCAUUGCACAAAAA
Messenger RNA from Chondrus crispus (carragheen), 1615 nucleotides. RefSeq lists its product as hypothetical. The coding region runs from base 1 to 1353 and encodes 450 amino acids. Gene Ontology annotation, biological process: intracellular transport. The transcript has 2 exons. Lineage: Eukaryota; Rhodophyta; Florideophyceae; Gigartinales; Gigartinaceae. Gene Ontology annotation, cellular component: cytoplasm; nuclear pore. The record is from RefSeq and is a predicted model, not a curated record. Gene Ontology annotation, molecular function: GTPase activator activity.